AUGAACACCAUCGUCUUCAACAAGCUCAGUGGCCAAGUGCUCUUCGAAGAAAGCGCCAAGGAGCGGGACAGGAGCAGCAGCCGGCCUUACGGGGCGGUCUUGGACGUCUCCCCGCACCCGGAGGUCCUCCUGCCCGACAGCCCUCCCAGUAAAGACAACCUCAGCCUUCGCCAUAGGAGGACGGGUACCCGGCAGAACAGCGGGAAGGUGAGGCACAAGCGCCAGGCUCUGCAGGACAUGGCACGACCACUGAAGCAGUGGUUGUAUAAGCACCGGGAUAAUCCCUACCCUACUAAGACAGAGAAGAUCUUGCUGGCUCUUGGCUCCCAGAUGACUCUAGUCCAGGUGUCAAACUGGUUUGCCAAUGCAAGGCGGCGCCUUAAAAAUACUGUCCGGCAACCGGAUCUCAGUUGGGCUUUACGAAUAAAGCUAUACAACAAGUAUGUUCAAGGAAAUGCUGAACGACUUAGUGUAAGCAGUGAUGAUUCGUGUUCAGAAGAUGGUGAAAACCCUCCACGAAAUGAAGGAGGAUACAACACACAAGUUCAUCAUACUGUGAUUAAAACGGAAAGUUCUGUCAUAAAAUCUGGAGUAAGACCAGAAGGAAGCGCCAAUGAGGAUUAUGUAGCACCUCCUAAAUACAAAAACAGCUUAUUGAAUCGCUACCUGAAUGACUCGUUAAGACAUGUCAUGGCCACAAAUGCAGCCAUGAUGGAAAAAACGAGACAGAGAAAUCAUUCGGGAUCAUUUAGCUCCAAUGAAUUUGAAGAAGAACUGGUGUCACCAUCAUCCUCCGAGACUGAAGGAAAUUUUGUCUACCGGACAGAAACGCUGGAGAAUGGACCUAGCAAGUGUGAAAGCGCAGCUAACAGAAAAAGAUCAAACAAAGACGAGACGUAUUGGAAGGAGAUCAAUGCAGCAAUGGCCUUAACAAAUCUUGCCCAAGGAAAGGACAAACUGCAGGGCACAACCAGCUGUAUCAUUCAGAAAUCCUCACAUAUAUCAGAAGUGAAGACUGUCAAAGUUCCACUAGUGCCACCACCAUUUUAGAAGAAAAACUGGUUUGCCCUGCUUUUCCCUC
This is a messenger RNA of Python bivittatus (Burmese python), 1081 nucleotides long. The record is from RefSeq and is a predicted model, not a curated record. NCBI's taxonomy places the organism in Eukaryota, Metazoa, Chordata, Lepidosauria, Squamata, Pythonidae.